AUGGCGACAAGGAAACCACCACCAAACAGCAGUGCUGCUCCCAAGCAGGCUAUGGAAGUGUCUGGAGUGGCUCUGGACAACGUCCCUGGAGAUCCAGUCCUGGGAACAACUGUCCCCAUGCAAGAGGGGACUGCAGCUGAACCAUCCGUGGUUGUUGCCAGUGCUCUGAGAGGUGCCCCCUCAGCACCAGGUGAGGGCCUGUCCCUACCAGUGGCACACAUCCCGGCUGCUCAACCAGUGCCAGGGACAAAAGCGUCUUCCUCGGUCACUGGCAAAUUGGCUGAUGCCAAAAAGUUGGUGCAGCUGGGCAACGCUGCCAUCACGGAGGGGAUGCCAAGAACAGCAUGGACCAGCGUGCCAUCGCUCCCCCAGGACAAGCACAGCACAGGGACAUCACCCCCCAGCACCAGCAAGAGCUCUGUUGAGCCUCAUGCAAUCGCCGUGCUCCCAUCCCAGGAGGUCACACCAAGGCUGGACAAGGCCACCUCACCUCCAGCCACAGGAGCCAGCAUCUUUCAGGACACGGGCAGCCCCAUGAAGCUAGCAACAGCCUCAGCCAGCCCUGCUGCUGGCCUCCCUGGGGUUCCCCCCCACGCAGCCAUGGAAGGAGCCAGGAUGGCAGCCCCACCGUCUGCAGACCCCCCAAGCGCACCUUCGGCAAAGGUCACCUUUUCUUCUGCCAUCAUUGGCAUCGGUGAGGCUACAGAACCAGGGACACGUGCCUUGUCCGACACCGGCCACAAAGCCUCGCAGGACCCACCUGUGGACCCCGCUCAGCAGUCUCCAGCACUUUCGGCCCAUGUCCCCCGUGCUGCUCUACCAGCCGCAGGAGAGACGCUUCCCCCCAGCCACAGCGUGGACCUUGGCACCGCUGGAGAUGGGCUGCCUGGAGCCAACGCUGUCACCCACCCCCAGGCCACCGCACUAGCUCCAGGCACACCAGCUAUGGCGGUGGAUGCCACCACUGCAAAGCACAUCCCCACCGCAUCGGUCCCUGCUCUGGGAAGCGCCGGCGCUGAGCUGGUGAGUGUCGGGAGCAAGCCUAGUGCCAGAGACACAGCAGGCACCGCUUCCCCGGAGACCAAGGCCACACCAGUGGGGCUCAGCGUGAGGCUGUCCCCCCACGAGCCUCUCAAUGGCCCUGGUGGUCCCUCUCAGGGGCCCUUCGUGCACUCCAUGGGGUCUCUGCUCCCCCAGACCUCCUCAGCAGGCCCUGGGGCCACAUUGACAGAGGCAGAUGGAGGUGGAUCCCCACCAGCUGGACCCAGCGUGGCCACAUCCUCCACAUCCUUGUCCCUUACAGUCACCGGUGGAGCAAAGCCAGAUGGAACCACUUCAGCUGCUGCUGCAGCAUCAUCCUCCAUCGCUGCGAACACCCAUCUGGUGGUGGUGGCACCCUCUGUCACCCCCAGCAUCACUGUCAUUGGUUCAACAGUGGGAGCAGGUGAUGCCAGUCUCAACAGGGUCACAACACCAGCCUCUGCUGUCCCCAGAAGUGCCUUGGCUCCACAUGGCCCCCUUUUCACCCUGAGGCCAUCCCCUGAAGCCACCGAUGGCACCCAUGACUCAGCCUUGAGGGCUUUCAGCCCUGUUGCUGAGGAUGACUCCACGGCUGAGGUCUCCUCUGUUGGCCACACAGAUGCAAGGGAAACUACAGCUACAUCUCAGUCAGAUGCUGGGAGUACCACCACCUGGGCGGACACCACCCUCUCUGAGAGUGGAGCUGAGGGUGCAGCACCCCCAGCCACCAUCAGCGGCACCCAUGUGCCUGUCCCCAGCACCACCAGCACAAGCCUGGCCACCACACCAGCCACCAGCGUGUUCCCCAGCAACACCAUCCCACCAGCCACCUCAGCUGGCAGGAAGACCUUCAUGGAGAUUGGGGCCACCACAGGCAUGCCAUCUGCCAUGGCAAAGGCCACCAGCACCAGCAGUGCCCUGUCCCUCCCUGUAAUGCACAACAAAGCAGGUGGAGGCAGCCACCCUGUUCCAUCCCCAGCAGAGCAUACCGCCUCCGAGGAGCCAACUGCGCCCUGGGUCACCCUUUCGGUGGCAGUGCCCAGUUUACCCCUCCCAAGCCUGCACAGCUCAGUGGAGGAGCCAGCACCAGCCUCUUUGUCCCUGCCUGGUGUUGGUGUGACUGAGGACCCAACAGCCAGACAGACAUCCCCUGAGCUGACAGCAGGCGCCACUUCUCCCACAGCCAUCAGCAAUGGUCCCAUGGAACAGGCAGCGAGCAUGUCACCUUCUGGUUUUCAGACACCUCCAGGGCCACCUGCCUGGGGGGAGAAAAGAGAAACUGCAGGCAACACUACAGCCAUCACUGCAGAGACCACCACAGGGGCCAUCACUGCAAGGACCACCCCAGCCAUCGCUGCAGAGAGCACCAUGGCCAUCACUGAACAGACCACCACAACCACUGCUGCAGCUAGCACCCCAGCCAUCGCUGCAGAGACCACCACAGCCAUCACUGCAGGGACCACCGUGGCUGUCACUGCAGAAAGCAUCACAGCGAUCACUGCAGACAGCACCACAACCAUUGCUGCAGGGACCACCCCAGCCAUCACUGCAGAGACCACCACGGCAAUCGCUGCAGAGAGCACCGCGGACAUCACUGCAGGGACUACCGUGACCACUACUGAAAGGACCACCACGGCCAUCACUGCCGGGACCACCACGGCCAUCACUGCCGGGACCACCAUGGCCAUCGCCUCAGGGAAUACCACAACCCCCACUGAAAGGACCACCAUGGCCAUCACUGCAGGGACCACCACAGCCAUCACAGCAGAGAGCACCACAGCCAUCGCUGCAGGGACUAUCACGACCACCACUGAAAGGACCACCACAGCUAUCACUGCAGGGACCACCACAGCCAUCGCAGCAGAGAGCAUUGCAGCCAUCACUGCAGGGACUACCACAACCACCACUAAAAGGACCACCACAGCUAUCACUGCAGGGACCACCACAGCCAUCACUGCCGGGACUACCAUGGCCAUUGCUUCAGGGAAUACCACAACCCCCACUGAAAGGACCACCACGGCCAUCACUGCUGGGACCACCACAGCCAUCACUGCAGGGACUACCACGACCACUACUGAUAGGACCACCACAGCCAUCGCUGCAGAGAGCACGACGGCCAUCACUGCAGAGAGCACCACAACCAUCGCUGCAGGGACUACCACAACCCCCACUGAAAGGACCACCACAACCAUCACUGCAGGGACCACCACAGCCAUCGCUGCAGAGAGCACGACGGCCAUCACUGCAGAGAGCACCACAACCAUCGCUGCAGGGACUACCACAACCCCCACUGAAAGGACCACCACAACCAUCACUGCAGGGACCACCACGGCUGUCACUGCAGAGAGCACUGUGGCUGUUACACCCCCAGCCCCAGUGAGCCCAGCCAAGGAGGCGGGAGGUCUCCCGGUUCCAGGCACCAUGGCACCAGGGAGGGCACAAACCACCACUAGCCCUGCCACAGCCCCAGCUCCUGCCUUUGGGACACAGAAGGGACUGACCACAGCACCAAGCACAUCUGCCCACACCACCGCUGGCCACAAAAAUCCUGCCCCGGAGCCCCAACCCACCCACAGCCUUAGCAUGCCAGCAGCCUCGCUCUACCCCUUUGGCAUGGAGGCAGGGGACCAAGAGUGCAUCCAGAGGACGGUGGAUUUUAACUCCUCCCUGUUCAAGCCAGAGAUUGGGUUCCCCUUCGGGAUGUCGCUGCGGGAUGCUCUCUACUUUACAGAUAACGGACAGAUCAUUUUCCCACCCACGGAGAACUAUGUCGCCUCCAACCCCAACCCACCUCCCAGGGGCUUCAGCGGCCAGAAGGGUUUGCCAAUGGUGGCUGCCUUUUGGGAUGAUGCAGAUUUCUCCCAGGGUGUUGGCACCACCUGGUACCAGGAGUACUCCACCCUCAGCUCUACCCGAGAUCCCCUUGUCCGUGACGUGGAAGCAAAGAUUGAGAAAUACCUGCAAACCCCCUACACAGCAAAAUGGACCUUGAAGGUGACGUGGGAGAAGGCUCCAGCCUACCCAUCCCGGCGUGAUGACACUCAGACGAACACCUACCAGGCAGUCCUCACCACUGACGGAAGUCAUUCCUUUGUCCUGCUGCUCUACCAGGAUGGUGGGAUGCGGUGGGACUACACCAAACUGGCUGCACACAAUGUGCUGAUCGGCUUCUCCAGUGGUGAUGGCUAUGCCCAAAAUAAUGAGCUGACUCAACAGCCACCAGCUGUCAAGUACCGACCUGACCAGCACAGCAGCGCUGGCACCGAUGUGCGUGGGCUGUGGAUAUACAGGCUGGACAGUUACUCCCAGGUGAACUACAGGCUGCAGUGCCUGGUGUGGCUGGACACAGAGCCAGCGCCAGACACGUGGAACAGGCAGCUGCCACCAUGCCCCUGCUCCCAGCCCCAGGCAGAGCUGGACCCCCGCUACCGCCGGAGCAGAGGCCCGUCGAACCCCUCCAUGAGGAUGCUGCGCACUGCGUCCCCCAGCCCAGCUGGAGCUGGGGUGCGGUGUCUGUACCAAGAUGGGAGCUUGCUCGAAGGCUGGCAGGAGAGGACUUGGAGCUCCCCCACCCACCCCACCGCUGACAGGGAGCUGGAGGCAUUCGACUGGUGCUGCCGGCAUGUGCAGAAGCCUCUGUUCUGCACCAGGUUUGCCGAGAAGAGACCAAGGGUCAGCUGUGAAGGAUACGUGCCACCCACCCCUGCUGGUGCCUUUGGGGACCCCCACAUGACCACCCUGGAUGGACUCACCUACACCUUUAAUGGGCUCGGGGAUUUUGUCCUGCUGCUGGCCAGCGAUGCCCAGACCAGCUUUGUGCUGCAGGGGCGCACAGCCCAGACUGGCACAGCCCAGGCCACCAACUUUGUGGCCUUCGCUGCCCAGUACAUCUCCACCACCACCACAGCAACAGUUGAGUGGACCUUGGGGAGCCAGAGUGAAAUCCAAGUCCUCCUGAAUAAUGAAUCUGUCCAGUUUUCCUAUUCCCAAGAUAUGAGUGCUGAGGUGUGCUAUAGCCGUGGUGUCCUGCUGGUCAACACCUCCUCUGUCACGGCUGUCUUUGAUGGGGCCAUCGCCAUCUCCAUCUCAGCCAACUCUGGGAUCCUCAGCGUGGUCUGCGGCCUGCCCAGUCGGUACCAGAACAGCACCAAGGGCCUCCUGGGUGUGUGGGACUACGACCCCGCAGACGACUUCCAGAUGCCAAACGGUACCAGCAUCCCUGUGAACAGCAGUGAGGAGGAGAUCUACAAUUAUGGGAUGACCUGGGCUGUUGGAGAGCACAGCCUGUUUGCUCAGCCUCUGGACUCACGGGUAAUGAACUUCACACCCAUCUUCUUGUCUCGGCUGCGGCAGGAAAAUGAAAGCCAGUACCAGCUGGCAGUCUCUCAGUGCCACGGCAGCAAGGAAUGCAUCUAUGAUUCACUGAGCACAGGGGACGUGGCCCUGGGCCUGGCCACCCAGAGCCUCACAGAUGACUUCCAGCAGAAGAAGACAGCACUCAACUCCUUCCCUCCUGUUAUCACUGGUAAUGCAUCGCUCACGGCCUUCAGGACAGAACGGGUCACGAGGCAGUACCAUGCCACCGGGGUGGGCGCACGCUUUGUCCCCCACCUCUCACCAGAGCUCAACAUAUCAGAGAAUGGUACCCUGAUGUGGGAGCCCCGUGGAAUGAACCCAUUCACCGUCAACCUGGAGGCUGUCGGGUCCAACAACCUCUCCGCCCUCCUCCAGCUCCGCUUCACCCUUUGCAGCUGCAGCAGGAGCCAGGAGUGUGACUACAGCAACACCAUCACCCUGGAGGGGUCCUCCCUGCAGCUGGCAGCCUGCAGAUGUGAGGGUGGCUACUCGGGUACCCUCUGCCAGGACCCUCCAGACCCCUGUGCCCAGGGAUGCUUCCCCGGCGUGGCCUGUGACUCGCACACCGGCUGUGGCCCCUGCCCACCUGGCCUGACCGGCGACGGGCGGCACUGCUCAGAUAUCGACGAGUGUGCGCAGGGGACAGUGUGCCAAGGGAAUGCCACCUGCACCAACACGGCGGGCAGCUACUACUGCUCCUACCCAGAUGGCGUGGAGGGUGAGGGGCUGGGCUGUGGCUCCCGCUCCUGCCCCGAGGGCUACUGUGGCAACUGGGGACACUGCAGCCUGCACCCCAUCACCUGCACCCCCAGCUGCACCUGCCCCCCGCCUUUCACUGACCAGCGGUGCCUGGUGGCGGGGGAGGAUUUUCGGCCGCUGCCCAGCCCAGAUCUCCCCCGGAGAAGCGUCCUGCUGCGGGUCAGGGCACUGCGAAACGCCACUGUUGGGGAAGUCAACGGCACCGUGUCGGCCAUUCUGGGCUCCCUGGAGGUGAAGGCUUUCCAGAGAAACACCAACAUCACCCAGACGACAGACAGCGAUGGCCUCACCUUCCUGGUGGUCUCUGAGUUCACCUACAACAGCCGUGGCACCGUCAUCCAGUUCCUGAACGAGGAGCUGCUGGAAGCCAUCACCAGUGCCUUCAACAGGCAGCGGGGGCGGCGGGAGGCGGGGGCACCCCUCCUCUUCCAGCACCUGCACCGCGACAACGUCACCGACCUGGUGAAGCUGACGGUGGAUGAGCUGAGGGGCUAUUUCCCCUGUGAUCUGUAUGGCUACAAAGGCUACCGGCUCCACUACACGGGGACCAUCGGCUUUGUCUGCAUGUCCCCUUGCAAGACGGGCUACUGCCAGCACGGUGGCCAGUGCCAGCACCUGCCGGAGGGGCCCACGUGCAGCUGCCUCCCCUUCUCCAUCUUCUUCCCUGGUGGCACCCGGUGCGAGCGACUGGCCAUCAGCCUCGCCGCCUUCCUGGGCAUCUUGCUGGGAGCCCUGGCUCUGCUCUGCCUCCUGCUCGCCAUCACCUGCCUGGCCUCACACCUCUGCCGCCGGCACCAGCAACGGGGGGUCAAGGAGAACUUCUGGAGGCCACGGCCCUUCUCCUCUCUGAUGAUGGCAGGAGAGCGGGCAGGGUCCACCCGCUCCCACUCCCCGGGAAGGCGUUGGGAACCGCAGCUCCAAGCUAUCGACCCCUCAGUCCAGAUAAAGAUCCAGAGACCCCACAUCAGGCCUCUGAGCCAGCCCCCCGCACAGCCAUAGCCUGCCACUGGUCCUGCCCUGGCACCUCCAAAUCACGGAGGAGCCAGACGAUGCUGCCAGCCCCACUGCCUGCUCUCGGGGUCUCUGGCAUCAGUGCCUGCAUGGAGACAGGGGACGGGCAGCUGUCUUUUGGGGUCUGCUCUUUGUAGGAGAUUCAUUCUGGAGGAGGUGAUUUUUUUGAAUGAAAAAUGUGGAUUUACGUUGGGUGGCCAAAGAGACAGGAUUUCACCUUCCCCUGAGGACCUGCAGAGGCCACUGGGGUAGUCCUUGAGCAUGUCUGCUCAAGUGCAGCGUAACCAGACCCAGCAGAGCCACUGAGAGCAGAGCGAGGUGGGGCAA
Messenger RNA from Calidris pugnax (ruff), 7473 nucleotides. It is a transcript of the gene MUC4, whose product is annotated as mucin 4, cell surface associated. Gene Ontology annotation, biological process: cell-matrix adhesion. Lineage: Eukaryota; Metazoa; Chordata; Aves; Charadriiformes; Scolopacidae. Bases 1 to 7134 code for a protein of 2377 amino acids. Gene Ontology annotation, molecular function: calcium ion binding. The record is from RefSeq and is a predicted model, not a curated record. The transcript has 28 exons.